CAGCCGGAAAUCCGGAUUUGGUCAUUCUUUUAAUUUACAUUAGCUAAGAUGUGCUACUAGCCGCUCAGGAGAAGUUUCUUGAUGGAAAUGUGUGUGAAGGUUAACCCUCGGUUAUGUUUGUAGAGACAGAAAACUAGUUUGGACAGAAGGCGGAGGAUUUUACCGACACACCAGUAUACCGUCUCAUCCAAUGGGAUCGCUGUGAAGUUUGAUUGAUUUGCCUCCCAGCCAAUAGAAAGCCUUCUCCUCAAAUGACGGCGUCCCGGCAGGUUCUGAUGCAGCGGGCGUCUCUUUCCGGCGCAGUGUGCUGGGAUGCUGAUGCUGCUGAGCCCGGUCGAUCAGUCGCAUCUUUAGACCUCCAUGGCUGCCGGCAUGCAGUACAGUCAGAGGUUGCGGCAUUGCGUUGACCUCUGCCUGGGUCUCUUCUUGUUUCUAGCGGGGCUGCAGCAGGUGGAGGCUGCCGCCGCCGCCGCCACGGACAUGGCCAGCUUCAACUGGAAGCCGUUCGUCUACGGAGGGAUGGCCUCGAUUGUCGCAGAAUUUGGGACGUUCCCCAUUGACCUGACCAAGACCCGGCUGCAGGUCCAGGGUCAGUCUCAGUACACGGAGGUGCGCUACCGGGGAAUGUUUCACGCCCUGUUCAGGAUCGGGAAGGAGGAGGGGAUCCGAGCGCUUUACUCUGGGAUCUCUCCAGCUCUGCUGAGACAAGCUUCUUACGGGACAAUCAAGAUUGGAACCUACAACUCUCUGAAGAGGCUGUUCGUCACUCGCCCUGAAGAUGAGACCAUGGUCAUCAACGUCUUCUGCGGCGUGGUGUCUGGAGUCCUGUCCUCUUCUCUGGCGAACCCCACCGAUGUUCUCAAGAUCAGAAUGCAGGCGCAAGGCAGUCUGCUCCAAGGCAGCAUGAUGUCCAACUUCAUCAACAUCUACCAGACAGAAGGGACCCGGGGGCUGUGGAGGGGCGUCAUUCCCACGGCGCAGCGGGCAGCCAUUGUUGUUGGCGUGGAGCUUCCCGUCUAUGACAUCACAAAGAAGCACCUUCUCCGCUCUGGCGUCAUGGGAGACACCAUCUUAACUCAUUUCAUCUCCAGUUUUGCCUGUGGCCUGGCGGGGGCGCUGGCCUCCAACCCGGUAGAUGUGGUGCGGACCCGGAUGAUGAACCAGAGGGUUUUGUCCGGAAGCCCCGCCUACAAAGGGACCCUGGAUGGAGUGAUGCAGACGUGGAAGAACGAGGGCUUCUUCGCUCUCUAUAAAGGCUUCUGGCCCAACUGGCUGCGACUGGGACCCUGGAACAUCAUCUUCUUCAUCACCUUCGAGCAGCUGAAGAAGCUCCCGUUCUAACCAGAGCGUUGGACCGCCCCACUCAGAGGGGGGCGUAAGCAGCAGCCUGGUGUCUUCUCACCCCCUCCUCAUCCGACCAAAUGGAACCACCGUCGUACUCCUUCAGUUUGUCGUUUUUAAAGGUUGCUGCUUCUGUCGUCUCUCUGGCAGCUGAACGUCUGCAUGAAGAGACGAACUUUGGAGGAAAAACAAAAAAAAAGCUUCUAACUAAAGAGUUUAUUGACUUGAAAUAGGGAUGUGAAAUUAUAAAACAGAUGUUUGUAUUUAUGGAGUUUUAGAGCGUUCAGAGGAACGCCGCGUCCAGAUCCUGGAGUUGAGGAGCGAACAGCAGAAUGCUGGGAGUGGAGAGCGCGGCCAGUCGACUGUUACAGCAGUUUACCGUCCCGAUGGAGAUGCAGCAGAAACGGCAGCUUUCAGUCCAACCACAGGAAAGGUCGAGAUGUGAGUCGAACACUGUUAGCAAUAAUUAUCGAGGAGUUUCCAUGAGAUUGGAAUAAAUCAUAGGAACAAGUACGGAAAUACAAAGACAUUCGAAUAUUUCUGAAAUGUUUUGUUCUUGGAGCGUCUCGUUGGAGGCAGGAGCAUCGUCUUCAGUCCGUCUUCCUCAAUCUGAGGUCCUGAUUGGUAAGAAGUCCAAAACAUUUCAGCAUUUCAAACGUCCUUUGGCGUUUCCACCGCUGUGAAUCCUCCAGUUCCUGCUGGUCAACCGGCAACAUUUCCAGAGAAUCUUGAUGGCGUUUAGAGACGGUAAAUCCCACUUUGACUUCUUUAAGCUGUUUCUCAGUUCUGAGGCCACAUACUUUGAUAGACAAUAAUAAAUGAUCAGGUUCUGUGAGUGAAAACAUUUGCUCUUUAGCAAAAAGAAGCAGAUAUAAGGUUUGUGGUUUUAAAGAUUUUACCUCCUGAACUCCAAUUUCUUCGUCUUUUUGUUUUGUUAAAGAAACGUCCCGUAAACAUAAAUCAAGCAGGAGAAUGUGAGCAGGUCAACAAAAAGCUGGUGUAAAUGGAUGUACAGACUGCUGUUCUCUCUGAAUGUAAAAAGGACAUUUUCUCCUUUGUGCCAACAGUUUCUUCUAAACCGUACCAUCUUCUCUAUCAAAACAAAAACUUUGAUUAGAUGACUGAAACCCUUCUGUCUCCUCAUUGUUGAUUUCUGUGAGAACAUAUCAGUUUACUGACUCCGCCCUCUACAGCUUCCUCGCUUUUCCACUUUACUGAGUCCCAGACACUUUGUGUUUAUAAAAUCAAUUUUAAAACUGAUGUUAAUGAGAACUCCCUCCAAAGUUUUUUUUUUUUUUUUAAAGAAUAGUCGAAUUGAUAGCGUCUUCCAGUCCAAACGUGGUCUCCUGAUCUCCAGCGGCCUCCUCUGCUCUUUGAUAUUUAUUGCAGUUGAACCGUGAAGCCCAACAGCUGCUGAAGUAUCCACGCUUUCCUCUGUACACGAACUGGAGUUUGAGGAUUUAGAGUUGAGUGAUGCUUCAGAGGGAAAAGUUCUGCUUUCGGUUCUGUUUUUAAACUUUCUUUUGGAUUCUUUAAAGCCUUAAACAGUCGUGUGCAGAUGUUUAUUCUCCAGGAUACACAUUUAUAGACAUUCAGAGCUUCUCAAAUGUAAAGAUGGCAGCUUGGAGGUGGCUUUUAUUUUGUUUGUGAGUUGCAAACCUGCUGCAAGAACUGCAUGUGUGACUGACAUGUUCCUGACGAUUUUUUGUGCUUUUUGAAUAUUUCUCGGGUCAUUUUGCUGAGAUGUCUGGCAGGAAAACUCCAUAAUGCCCAUGCAUCUUUAUUUGUAAAUAACUUUAUUUAAAAAGUGAGGAAACUCGAGCGCAUGACUGUUCACUGAUCACCUGAUGUUCACUUUGCUUUGUUGCCUUUUCUUUUAUGUCCACACUGUUUUAUUUUUCAAGUUGAAAAAGAAAAAUCUUUAUUUUUUUGUUGAAAUUUAUUGUGAAACUGCAUUUCCCUGCAGGUGCGAUCUGUUACCUGAAGAACGAGUCACUGAGCCUUUUGGAUCACCUGUGUACUGUAAAACUGUAGAAGUGUCGUCUGUCGGGACAACGGCUUUAAAAACACCCCCCACUCCCCCAAAAAAAUCCCACCUGUUCGGUCAGCUGACAGGUACUUAUUGACACCAACUGAUCACAGAGAAACACUGGGAAGAAGCUACAUGCUGAUUGGACAGCUUGUAGUUUUGUUCGGAAACCCUUUCAAAAUAAAAGUCAAAGAAUUUAAGGGCAAAAAACUUUUUCUGUAUUAUGAAAUUAUUUAUUUGUUAUUAUUUUAAAGCUAAUUAUUUAAAAAAUGUAUCAUCCUAAAAUUCAUAUUUAUUUUUUCUGGCAGCUUCCUGUCUUUAAACGGAUAAACACGACAGACCAGAUCAUUUCAAAGCAGCCGCUCGACGUUUGUGCUGCUAGAAGACGAAUCACACGCUCACAAAGUUCUUUUUUUUAUUUCUGUUGCUCUGCUGUAAUUUCUCAGCAUGUUUUUUGUUGAAAUUAAAUCAGCAAAAAGUCAGACAGAAAUUUUUCAAACUGUGAGUUGAAGCUUGUAAAAACUUGCAGUUUCAUGAAUGUAAAUGUUGUUUUGAUUUUGUUGGGAAAAUCAUAGUCUGUUCAACUUUAUUUAUGAAAAUAUUGAAAGUUAAUUGAUGUUUUUAAAAAUUCAAAAUGUACAUCUUUUUCUCUUGAGGUGAAAGUCAGAAAAAUUAGCUAUGGAAAUAAAAGUGACUUGAUAAAUGAGGCUA
Molecule: messenger RNA, 4081 nt
Organism: Oryzias melastigma (Indian medaka)
Lineage: Eukaryota; Metazoa; Chordata; Actinopteri; Beloniformes; Adrianichthyidae
Gene: slc25a14
Product: solute carrier family 25 member 14
Exons: 9
Coding region: 361-1341 (326 amino acids)
Biological process (GO): mitochondrial transport
Cellular component (GO): mitochondrial membrane
Source: RefSeq, a predicted model, not a curated record